ACUCAGAACUAUGUAAAGAACUGGAGAUAACGCUGAACUGCUUAGCUGCGAAGGGGUGGUUACAGAGCAAGUGAGGAAAUGUUUUCAUAUCUCCUAUGUAGGCAGAUUCUCACCUAGAAAAAGCCGGCGUUUCUGCCAAAAUAUUCAGAAUCUCUUUGGCAUCUACCACAAGACAAUUGUCAGACUUGAUUGGUCCAGCAGGGAAACGCUUUUGCUUUCAUUUCUAUGUGUUUGGUGCCAGCAUAUUUCCCUAACAGUGAUGCGAGAGGUGACCGGAUGAGUUCAUUGACCGUGGAGAUGCCUACACAGGGAAUCUCUUCCCUUCUUCAGCAGAGAGUACCGCUCUGAAUAAAUAUUCAGAAGACUUCCUGAAGUAAAGCAGGUGUUCUUGAUGGAAGGCCACUAGAAGAAAAUCCAGCAAAGAACAUGACUUUUAAAAUCAAAGGUGGAAGAGAAAAUCAAGUUUGGUAUUUGAAAAUAUCAAAACUAGCAUUGGCUUUUGCAAUUAUCCACUCAAAACCACCAGGGAAGAGUUCCAAAGAAUACACUGAGCACCUUGCCAAAACUGUAUCCGAACAAGAUUUUGGAUGGAAAUCGAAAGUUGAAGCACUGGAAGCUGAAGUUCUUCGAUUACGUCAGGAACUUCUUUUGAACAAGAUCUGUCCAAGAUUCUGCUUGGAAAAUAGAAAACCAGAUGCCACUGCUGAAACUCUUCUGGAUCAGGAAUGUGUAAAUCCUAUGAGUUACUCAAGCCAGCUAGAAGACUCUGGAUGUGAUGUCUCUAAUGACUAUGCAUUCGAUUCUUUAGGCAUAGCUUCUGAUUUUCACCAAUCUGAGCAUAAUGUUGACACUUCUAAAUGUUGGUUGGAAAGAAUUCCCCCAUUGAGUCUUUGCUGUACUAGCAAGGAGGAAUCUCUGACUGCUCCAGUGCAGUUUUUGCAACAUCUGCUUGAAAUAAGACAACUGUCAGAAGGAGGAAUUGUUCAAGCAGACUUCACAGAGCUUGAGAAUGAUUCUUUCACCGUAUGCAAUUCAGUGUCUCAGUUGCUUGAUGGACUGACUGUUUUUUACAACAGUCCUAAAUUUCCAGUUUCGAAUUUUCUUACUGAAGCGGUUUGUGUUUUGAUCCGUUUAAUAACUGAUACUAAAUUAUCUAAUCAUGUUUUGAAGAAGUGUUUUAAGAAGCUGGAAGAAUUUAAGAAAAAUCUAAUUCAGAGUAUUUUAAGAAACAGCAGUGUCAAUAGGUUUCAGGCACUGCAUGCUGUAUCACACACGCUGGUUUUGCUAGCAAGGAACAACAUGCUAAGAAAUUCUUUAAUAUCUCUUCUACUGUCAGAAGUACGUCAGUUUGCUGAGCAGCUAUUGCAAGCUCACCAGAUGCAGGCCAUGUAUGACAUUACCCAGUAUGAGAAUAUUUUUUCUUUGUGCAUGAUUCUGGAACAACUUCUUCAAAAUGAGACAGAAGAAAGUAACGUUUCAAGCUCAGACUAUGAUGGAGAAGAAAAAAUCAAAUUUCUGAAGAACCUUGAUCAAAUUAUUCUUCACCUCUCAGAUGAAUUCCCUUUGUUUUCUUUAUAUUUAUGGAGAGUGAGUGUUCUUUUGAACUCAGCUCAGAUGCAAAUUGAUUAAAACAAGCAGCCUACUUUUUAACAGUGCAUUUGUUGUGCAUUGAAAAGUUUUAGAGCCAGACAAGAAAAUUGCCAUUAUUGGAAAACAUUUACUUUAAAUGACAAUUUAUUUCCAAUUUUAAAUUUGAAAAAAUGUAGUAAUCCAGGUGCCAUUUUGAAUAAAUGCCUUCUCUCAUAAUGGAAAACAAUGUGUUGGUGUUUGCAUACACAGUGAAAAUGGCAACAAAGAAAGUUGUUUCAUCUGCUGUUUACAAUAAGCACUAUGAAUUUUAAAGUCAAGACACAACUUGUGUGUAGAGCUUCCCAUGUAGGCAAAUAAUGCCUGUCUUUUAAGAGUUGUGUAGCUUCUGUGUGCUUUAGAGACAACGGCUGGUUGGCAGAAAUAAAAACAUUUAUUUUUAAACUUGGUAACAUCACUACGAAUUCUUCUAGGACAGACUUAGUUUCUCAUUGAAUCAAAAGCCGUUAUCUGAGCAAAUUAAAAUCUGGUGCUUAGUUUUACAGCUUUCUUACAUUCAUUGUAUACUGACUGCUUGGCUUUACUUGUGUAUGCACAAAUAUAGGCACAGUAGGCCUAAUUCACUCCGAGUUGACUAAUGAUUUCAAAGGUAUAAUCUGAAUAAAUUUCACUCCUUUAAUGAUUACUUUAAACUUUUAUGUUCAAAAUUAAUGAAUAUUGAUUAAAUUCCCUUUGUAUAUUUAUGUAUUGUCUGAUUUAUAAAAUUUUAUUUCUGUGUGAUGGAAUUUUAUUCAUAAUAAUAAUUAAUAUUUUAACAGAAAUCAUCUAAACAUAGAAGGCCUUUCAAAUAUGAGUUCAACAAUACCUUAACUGAUCCAGAGUCUUCAAUAAAUUUAGAGGGCAACUAUUAUGAUGAACAGCAUUUUUUUUCUAACAGAUAAAUAACAUUUUAGUUUUAUUAUGUCUCCUAGUAGUGCAUAUCCACCAUAAAUAUAAAACAUUUUUAGCAUUAGUCCUUCUGGUUUCUUCAGAUCCAUUUUUGUCAGAAGAAUCCUCUGAAACACCACUUAUUUUAAUACUGUAAAUAAUUUAUCUUGUUAAUUUGAAUGCAUUUAUUUCAGAUAAUAAACCUUUGUUUCCUAUAUAUGCAAAAUAUAUGAAUAUUUACAAAACAUGUUACUUUGAUGUUGAAUUGGCUCCCCAAAGAGUGAUUCUUAUACUUGUGUAGACACUGGCCACUGUUCUGUUUCUUAAACUUCGUAUUUGAUGUGUUAUAUGGUAACAUUUGUUUAAUGCUUCCUUUUAGCAAACUAACUUUUAACAGAAAUCUGCUUCAGUUGCAAAACAAGUGUUCCUGAAUGUUCACAUUAGAAAAUCAGAUAAGUUUAGCCAAAUUAAAGAAAAUAAAGAAGUAUGAACGUUUGGUAGCCA
Grus americana (Whooping crane) is the source of this 3018-nucleotide messenger RNA. It is a transcript of the gene MEI4, whose product is annotated as meiotic double-stranded break formation protein 4. Lineage: Eukaryota; Metazoa; Chordata; Aves; Gruiformes; Gruidae. The record is from RefSeq and is a predicted model, not a curated record. Gene Ontology annotation, biological process: DNA recombination; meiotic DNA double-strand break formation; oogenesis. The coding region runs from base 427 to 1629 and encodes 400 amino acids. Gene Ontology annotation, cellular component: lateral element. The transcript is spliced from 6 exons.